AUGAUGCGUUUUCAUACUUGGCGCAAGCUGUGGUUGAAUCUCGCCAUCGCCGAGAAAGAGUUGGGUUUACCUAUCUCAGACGAUGCGAUCACUCAAAUGAAAAACAAUCUAUGGCUCGAUGAAGACCAAUUCAAAGUUGCCGCAGCAGAAGAAAAGAAGAGACGCCAUGACGUGAUGGCGCAUGUACAUACGUUUGGAACCGUCGCACCGCAGCGGCGCCUAUCAUUCAGUUACCUUGGAGCUACCUCAUGCUAUGUGACAGAUAACGGUGAUCUCAUCCUACUGCGGGAGGCGUGCGAUUUGUUGCUCGCCCGAUUGGCAAUAGUUAUCGACCGAUUGGCCAAUUUUGCAAAUGAGUAUAGAGCACUGCCUACUCUUGGGUUCACCCAUUUCCAACCAGCACAGCUGACCACGGUCGGCAAGCGUGCAACCCUUUGGAUCCAGGAACUCUUAUGGGACCUGAGGAACAUUUCGCGAGCAAGAGACGACCUUGGUUUCCGUGGUGUAAAGGGAACUACAGGCACGCAGGCCUCGUUCUUGACCCUUUUUGACGGAGACCACCAAAAAGUUGUCGCACUGGACAAACGUGUAACAGAGCUCCUCGGGUUUCCGUUUGCAUACCCAGUCACCUCCCAGACCUACUCCCGUAAAAUUGAUAUCGAUGUCCUGCAGCCCUUGGCAUCAUUUGGUGCAACAGCGACCAAGAUCGCCACAGACCUCAGGUUGCUUGCAAACCUCAAGGAGAUAGAAGAACCAUUCGAGAAGGACCAGAUUGGGUCGAGUGCAAUGGCGUAUAAACGUAAUCCUAUGCGAUGCGAACGGAUAUGCUCUCUGGCAAGACACUUGAUGGUCCUUCCUCAGAAUGCACUCAUGACGAGUGCUGGCCAAUGGUUUGAGAGGACUUUGGAUGACAGCGCGAAUCGCCGGGUUUCUAUCCCCGAGGCGUUCCUCACCGCAGACAUCGUUUUAAGCACGCUCCAAAAUGUUCUGGAAGGGUUAGUGGUAUACCCUAAAGUAAUCGAACGCCGGAUUUCCCAGGAGCUUCCAUUUAUGGCGACGGAGAAUAUCAUUAUGGCAAUCGUGAAGGCGGGUGGCGAUCGCCAGGUAGCUCAUGAACAAAUUCGUGUGCUGUCCCACCAAGCCGCACGUGUGGUCAAAGAAGAGGGCGGUGAAAAUGACUUGAUUAAGCGAAUCAAGGCAGAGCCCUUCUUUGCACCAAUCGUUCCUCAGCUCGAUACCCUAUUAGACCCGAAGACUUUUAUUGGGCGUGCGCCAGAACAAGUUGACUCUUUCCUGGAAGAGUGGGUCGCUCCUGCGCUCAGUAAAUGGCAGGAUGAAAUCAAGGGUGCCCAGAAAGUAGAGUUGAGUGUGUAA
Messenger RNA from Rhizoctonia solani, 1374 nucleotides. RefSeq names its product adenylosuccinate lyase. Lineage: Eukaryota; Fungi; Basidiomycota; Agaricomycetes; Cantharellales; Ceratobasidiaceae. Gene Ontology annotation, molecular function: (S)-2-(5-amino-1-(5-phospho-D-ribosyl)imidazole-4-carboxamido) succinate lyase (fumarate-forming) activity; N6-(1,2-dicarboxyethyl)AMP AMP-lyase (fumarate-forming) activity. The transcript has 9 exons. Gene Ontology annotation, biological process: 'de novo' AMP biosynthetic process. The record is from RefSeq and is a predicted model, not a curated record. Gene Ontology annotation, cellular component: cytosol. The coding region runs from base 1 to 1374 and encodes 457 amino acids.